Corticium candelabrum is the source of this 4161-nucleotide messenger RNA. Its product is annotated as WD repeat-containing protein 62-like. Gene Ontology annotation, molecular function: protein binding. The coding region runs from base 18 to 3959 and encodes 1313 amino acids. The record is from RefSeq and is a predicted model, not a curated record. Lineage: Eukaryota; Metazoa; Porifera; Homoscleromorpha; Homosclerophorida; Plakinidae. Gene Ontology annotation, biological process: signal transduction. The transcript is spliced from 37 exons.
GUGGGCUAGUCGCUACAAUGAGCGCAGCUCAUCAGUCCCAGUUCGUCAACGACAAGCAGAAACCUUUCACGGUUGUCAGAAACGUUCGGAGGAGAAGUACGAAGAAUAUGGAAGAAAAAGUAGUUCUGGAACGCACAAUCGGAACAACAGCGGCUAGAAGCUCGUGUCUAUCAACCAGUCAGGGUCUGGUUGCUUUUCCAGCUGGCUGCGUGUGUGUCCUGUAUAACGUAAGAAAGAACCGACAGCGUCAUGUGUUAAACCACGCCAAAAAGCCAAUUUCUUGUCUCCAUCUGUCUGCUUGUGCACGCUUUCUGGUAACAGGCGAGAGUGGCUACAACCCUGCAGUUCGGAUCUAUGAUUUGUCGGCUGGAGCAACAGAGAGUAAUUAUGGAAUUCAAGUAUCAGAGCUGAUGGGUCAUCAACAUGGAAUAUCAUGUGUUGCGUUUUCACCAAACUUGAAAUAUCUUGUGUCGGUUGGAUUUGACCACGAUAUGUUGGUUAAUUUGUGGCAAUGGAAGACUGGAACAAAAGUUGCCACAAACAAAGUGUCCACGAAAGUUCUCGGUCUGUCAUUUGCCGACAACGGAAUGUACUUUGUCACUGUGGGUAACCGUCAUGUCAAGUUUUGGUACUUCGACACGGACAAGAAAGGAAAACAACUCAAUAUGGCUCACCCACUGCAGGGAAGGUCGGGGAUAUUAGGUGAACAUCGCACACAAUGUUUUCAGGAUGUUGCGUGUGGGCGUGGUCACACAAGUCAAAAGACGUUCUGCGUUACUCGGUCUGGUCAGCUGGUUGAAUUCAGUAGUCAGAGGAUGUUGGAACGACAGGUGAACUUGAAAGCAGCACAAGCGACUUGUGUGACGGCUACGGAAAAUUACGUCAUCUGUGGCUGUUCCAAUGGGAUUAUUAGACUUUUCAGUCCACUAUCUCUGCAGUUUGUAUGCACAAUGCCUCGUCCUCAUCCCUUAAGAGUUAGUAUUCCAUCUUCUUCCUCAGAUGACAUUGAGGAUGGAGAUGAAAAGACAUUUCCUGAUGUUCUGUCUGUGUCUAUCGAUGAAUCUAACCAAAGGUUGAGUGUGUUAUAUACCGAUCAUUCGUUCUACAUUUGGAAUGUGAAAGACGUGAAUCAAGUCACAAAGUCGAAGUCAUUUCUUGCACAUUCGGAUUGCGUGUGGAGUGUGGAGACAUGCUCGAUGCUCUGUGAGGACUCCAAGUGUCCUUUGCCACCCGGGACAUUUAUUACUUGUUCAACUGAUGACACUCUCAUGUUCUGGAAUCUUGAUAAUUCUGUUGAGAGUACCAACAUAUAUUGCAAAGAUUUACAAAGAGUCAUUUAUGUCAAUGAAACGAAAGAGGACGAAUCUACAGUAUUAGAGAGAAAAGACACAGAGCAAUUGCCUUCUCCCGAUGACCCAGAUGGAGAAUCAAAGCCUGGCGUUCGUGUCGUCAAAGUCAGUCCUGAUGGUCAACACUUAGCUUGUGGUGACAGAGCAGGUAACAUCAAAGUGUAUGAUCUCAAUUUGAUGCAUCAAGUUGUUAAGAUUGAGGCUCACGAUUCUGAGGUUCUCGCACUCGAUUUCUCUCACCCAUCAUCUGGUCGAUGUUAUCUGGCCUCUUCAAGUCGAGAUCGACUAAUCCACGUGUUCAACGUAGACAACAACUACGAAUUACUCCAGACGAUUGACGAUCACUCAGGCGCUGUGACGUCAUCCUGCUUCACAUUUUUGCAGAAUCAAAUGCAUCUGAUCAGUUGUGGGGCAGAUAAGAGCAUAUUAUUCCGGAGUCUCACCACAGCUGCAGAUCCAAAGUUUGUGCUAAGUCAUCAUGUUAGUACGAAGUCAACGCUCUAUGACAUGCAGAUUGAUGCCACGGGGAAAUAUGCUGCUCUAGCUUGCCAUGACAGGAAAGUCAGAAUCUACAAUAUUAACAGUGGCAAGCUGACACGCAGUUACAAGGCCUCGACGUCGGAUGAGGGAACACUCAUUAAGAUUGAGUUGGACAGGUCUGGGUUAUACGCUGCCACCAGCGGUUCUGACAAAGUUGUUUGCCUUUAUGACUUCUACUCAGGCCAUUGCUUGGCAAGCAUAUUUGGUCAUUCAGAGCUUGUGACUGACGUGAAGUUUACACAGGAUGGUACUCGCCUGAUAUCUGUGUCUGGCGACAGCUGUGUGUUUGUAUGGAAACUGGCACCAUCACUAAUGCAAGCUGUACAAGAGAGAAUAGCUGAAUUGGAUCAGUGCAGCACCCUCAGCAACUCAGCUGUUGCAGCUAAACAAAGAAGGCGUGAGACCUAUCCAGUAUAUGACACAGCAGUUGAUGAAGCUGAUGGUGGACAAAACCCACUAGAGAGAGAUGUGAGGACAGCAUGGGUUGAGGAAGGCGGAAACAAUGAACCACACGAAGAACAGGCAGACGUGCCAUACAGAUACAGCAUCAGCAAACUGCCAGCCUGGCUACAGAGACGGGUGCGUGGAGAGCAGCAGCAAGAGCAACAGGAGACUAACAUGCAGUCUCGUGCCAAGUGGGCAGAGAGACCAUGUGUGAUGAAUUUGGCCGAACGUAACUCAUCAUCAUCAGUUGAGCCUCAUUCAGAAGACUCAACGCCAACGGAGGAGAAGUGUCAAGAAGCGAGUGAGGAAGACAAGAGUGACGACGACGAUGACACAAGUCUGGUGUUCUCAACACAGAAUGCAAUUGCCGAAGGUCCAAGUUUUUUUGAAGUGUGGACUACACCAGUUUCUUCACAAAGUGAUGCCAAUGACACCGAAGAUGAGCAGAAUGCUGAGUCGGAGCCAUCGACUCCUGAUGAGCCAGACAUUAUUUAUCUAGAACCAAUUGUUGGAGACGUUGCUGCUGCCGUUCAAGACGAGUUGUUUCGGACAACGUUCGAGAGUUUGAAUGAAUCUGUAGCCGAUCGUGUGUUUGGCCAUUACAAUGAGGGGAGCUCAGAGGCAACGAUGAGUCCGCGGAGGAGCCUAACGGCCAAAUUUCUUUCAGAAAGCAUGAAGAAGGUAUCAGUGAGGCAACAACCUGAUGGAGAAGAGAAGAGUGAAACUGAUAUUUGCGUGAACAAGAUACCAUUGCAAACUCCAACUGAGACAAAACCAGCAUCUAUGGCUGUUGAUAAAUCACAAGAAGAAGAAGAAGAAGAAGAAGAAGAAGAAGAAGAAGAAGAAGAAGAAGAAGAAGAAAAGGAAGUAGUCAGUGUUGUCUCAGAGCCAGAAAACCGAAGGCCACCAACAGUGCCAUUUGUUGGUAUUGCUACUGUGUCAGAGAAGUCGAUAGAGGAGAGAAAAACUGCGAUGGCUGAAGAAGUGAAGAGAACGAGGAAGAGACUGGAGGAGCUUGGAUGGAAGGCUCCAUCAAAGGCAGAUGCCAAACAGAAUCAAAGAGAAGAAAACAAAAGCUCAAAUGAUUCACCGCCUAAAAGGAAACAUCGCGUUUUACCUGAACAACCGGCUGAAUCUCCUGUUCUUGUAACACAAUCAAAGAGAGCGCAAGAAGCAAGAGCUGCACGUCGAGCAGCGAAGGCCAAUCAACCACCACCACAACCACCACCACAACAACAACAACCAGAUCAAGAGCAGGUUGUGCAGGAAGGUGCGAUUGGUGCUGCAACUGUGUUACCUGUUGAGUCCAGCAGCGAUGCGACAUCAACACAAGCUCUCCAAACAGACGACGUGGAGAAGGAGAUUAGAGACAUUCACAACCAAAUGAGACACUUACUGCAACGAUCACACACACUACUGACCGAAUGGCGAGAGAAACCGGGAGGAGGACAAAUCGUCAAGUCAUUAGAAGACAUGCUAAGAGACGUGAACGAUCAAUCAAGCAGCAGACAAACAGCAGCCAGCAUGGCUGUAGAUAGUCACACAAACGUAUUACUGGAGCAAUACUCAGACGCUCUUCUGGAGUUAGUAGGAAAGAAACUGGCAGCAAAGGGAGACGCUGAAUGAACACGCUGAAUGAACAAGUGACCAAUUAGUGUUUACAUACAUACUUGCAUACUUGUGCCACCUCUACUCUGCAGCUACCAAGCAGCCCAGUUUCAAGUAGAGAAUAUACAAUGUUGGACGAAUUGGAAAGACAAUGUGUUAUAUCUUUAUUUUUCAUAUCAGAGACGUACGGUAUUCGAUUACAUUAUAAUAUACUCUGCUA